Molecule: messenger RNA, 303 nt
Organism: Gongylonema pulchrum
Lineage: Eukaryota; Metazoa; Nematoda; Chromadorea; Rhabditida; Gongylonematidae
Source: the annotation of a GenBank genome assembly
AUGAAUGCUGGCGAAAAAGAGAAGCUGGUGGUCAGUUUGAAAGCAGGAAUUGGAAGCAAACGCGAUGGGCCACUGAAUACAGCUGACUGGAAAUAUGCCGAUGAUGUAGCGGCACCAUUGGCCAGUGGCGAGCCACUGGAUGAGCAGAAGGAGGAACAGUCUCAGAUGAACGGUACCAGAACUCUUGGAUCGCAGCAAAAAGCAGGAGUCAAUGGAGCUGCAAGCGACAGCGAACCACAACUGACCAGCAACAGCAAUAAAUUGAAAGGACAAAGACAGCCGGGCUCCUUAGAUACAUUUUGA